Molecule: messenger RNA, 1367 nt
Organism: Bolinopsis microptera
Lineage: Eukaryota; Metazoa; Ctenophora; Tentaculata; Lobata; Bolinopsidae
Exons: 8
Coding region: 35-745 (236 amino acids)
Biological process (GO): regulation of transcription by RNA polymerase II
Cellular component (GO): CCAAT-binding factor complex; nucleus
Molecular function (GO): RNA polymerase II cis-regulatory region sequence-specific DNA binding; protein heterodimerization activity; DNA-binding transcription activator activity, RNA polymerase II-specific
Source: RefSeq, a predicted model, not a curated record
CAACACUACUAUAUAACAAAUAAUUUGAGGAAAUAUGUCUAGUUCCAGCAAUAUCCAGACUAAGUUCGAGCCCCAUGAUCCCCAAUCAAAUGAUGAAAACAGCAUUUCACAACAAAACAUUUUGGAAUCAGCUAUGGGCUCAGGUCUUUUGAGUAGUGCAUCAAGUGAAGCUAAUGGUAUCAGAGACUCAAACAGCUUCAUUAACGACUCAGGCGCACAAGACCAGGAACAAGAGACAGCUGACAAAGUGCACGAGGGAGAAACAUAUCUGAGAGAACAGGACAGAUUCCUGCCAAUAGCUAAUGUCAGCAGGAUUAUGAAGAAAGCGGUCCCUCCUAUAGGCAAGAUAGCAAAAGACGCCAAGGAAUGUGUACAGGAAUGCGUAUCAGAAUUUAUCAGUUUUAUCACAAGUGAAGCUUCAGACCGGUGUCAGCAAGAGAAGAGGAAAACAAUAAACGGAGAAGAUAUUUUGUUUGCCAUGAACGCUUUAGGAUUUGACAACUACGUCGAACCUUUGAAAAUUUACCUGCAGAAAUACAGAGAAUGGGUUAAACAGGGAGAGAAGAGUUUGAUUCAAGUUAAAGGAGAGAUGGCAGAUCAAGAAGAACAAAGAUCCCGCGCUCUUCAUGAGCAAGUUCAUUAUGUUGGUUCCCUCCCUCAAAGUAUGUUGAGCAGUGUGGGUGAUAACUCAACUCACCAACUAUACGCCACCCACUUCCAGAGUAACCUCUCCCAGUUCAGUUAGACGACCCAAUGUGUUCCAUUUACUAGGGAUUUAGUUUAGGCAUUGACUCUGUCGAGACAAGAGAGCACGUGCUGAAUAGAUCGGCGGAUUUAUGUUUUUUGAUCGAUCGUAUGCGGAAUAUUUUAUUUGUAACCAGAUCUAGACUCCGGAAUACUGGGAGGUGAGCCAUGUUAAAUUUUACUCAUGACAGCAGUCAACUGAUUAGUUUCUUGCAUUGACCAAUCAAAUUUCAACAUGAAAAACCGAAACAAAUACACGCGUAUUUCAUUUACCCUCCAGUAUUCAGAUCUAUUGACUGAAGCAAAAUUCAAAUAUAGUCCAUCUUAAAAUGAAUUUAAAUGGUUGCUCACAUACAGUGAUGGACCUCAUGAGCACUAUAAACAGACACUUUCAACUCAAUUUGAUUUAUAUGUAGACUUGCUUUGUACAGAGGGAUAUGAAUCACUGAGAACUUUUCUUAUGUAUGACAAUUUCCUGUUAAGAUAUUUAAAUAUAAAUUUUAUGCUGAAGGUUUUUUUCCAGAAUGAUCUCCAAGGAUGGUGCAUCAGGCCUCAGCACCAAAUUUGAAACUUGUACCUACGAUGUACAUGUACGAUGUAUAUGAUUUAUUUGUUGUUUAAAA